Episyrphus balteatus (marmalade hoverfly) is the source of this 5383-nucleotide messenger RNA. RefSeq names its product homeobox protein 5 (gene Afti). The coding region runs from base 436 to 4812 and encodes 1458 amino acids. The transcript has 5 exons. Gene Ontology annotation, cellular component: trans-Golgi network membrane; AP-1 adaptor complex. Gene Ontology annotation, biological process: intracellular transport. Gene Ontology annotation, molecular function: clathrin binding. The record is from RefSeq and is a predicted model, not a curated record. Lineage: Eukaryota; Metazoa; Arthropoda; Insecta; Diptera; Syrphidae.
AAAGACUAACCAGACAAAAAAAAAAGUUGCCUGCUGUUGGCUCUUUCGCAAAGUCGGAGUCUCCCAAAAAGUAGUUACCACCUUUCCCCUCAAAAAAUCCAGUUGUUGUAUGUGUCAUACAACUAAACGACAUUAAACUGAAACAACAAAAAAAAGAAGGUGAGAGUGCAUUAGCUCGCUCGCUAAUUGUCGUUUAAUCAUCUCUCGCAAUUUGCCAAUUAUACAAAACGACCAACGUUUUGACGUUUGUGUAAAAGGACAAUUCACAUCUGUUGUCUAUUCAUUUUCUGUUGGGACAAGAAAAAGCGGAAUGUCAGGGUACAUCCGCUAAGAGACAUCAUAAAAAACACCAAAGAGUGUUUUUUUGUUUUGUGGGAAUUUGUUUUUUUUUUUUGUUUUUGUUAAAUUCCCUCCUCGUUGGAGGAAUCAUCUAGAAUGUCGAAUCCUAUUCCACCAUUCGUUUGUAAUACGCCUCCGCCAAUUGACUGUAUUGCCGAUGCACCACCGCCUUUAGUUGAAGAUGACUUUGGUGAUUUUGCAGUCGUGGAUGAUCAUCAAUUUGAAGUUUCAUCUUUGCCAGUGACACCUGUACACGUUGCAAAAUUGCCCGACAUCACACCAAGCGUCGUCGUUAUUAAAGAAUCUUCUCCACCCCCUCUGCCUGAUUCUGUUUAUGAUUUUCCACCAGAAGACAAAACAAACGGCACUCCAAUAGAUAAUAAUAACUCAUUUACAAAAGAAACCACUACAAUUUCUUCAUUCUAUCCUCCAUCGAAUGCUUCAAAAGCUGACGUCAAAAAUGAUUUACCCUAUAUAAUAGAAGCUAACAGCCCACCGCCAUUCGAAUACGUACCAGAAGAUGAUGACGAUCUUCCUCAAUGCGUUGAACUCGAUGACGACGAAGAACCAGAUGAGUUUCCUGUCGACGACGAUAUGGGCAAAUACGAUGAUAAUAUUAGUUUACCAUCACUUAAAUUCGAUUCACUAAGUAAUCACUCGAAAAGCACCACCCCAGUGUCAGAUGAACAACUGGCAAAACCAAAACUCGAAGAACCUGAAACGAUUCCUAAAAUCGAUGUCGAUGUGGCAGAGGUUAUAGAUGUUAAACUCGUGAUGAGUUCAACGGAUAGAAUUCGUACGCCAGACGAAGAACUCAAUUCAGUUCCGAUUGAAUCUUUGAAUAUUGCAGACGAACUCGAAAAAUGUGAUGAUAUUAAUUUGAGUCAGUUGAGUGAGGAGCAGGAGGAUGAUUUCGCAGAGUUUGAGGCAUUCCCUACUCCUUUGGUGUCUAAUGAUAUACCUAAAAUCCAAGAGGAGCCUCGUGAAAAUGAUCUCCCGGUAAAAGAAGUUAUCGAUGACAAUAAUACCGAGCCAGUGUUCGAGGCUGACUUUAGCCAAUUCUCUAGCUUUGCAACUGAAACUGUUGCGCCACCAGUAGUGACAUCCCAAAUUAUUGAAAACAGUCAAUUUACAGAGAAAUCAACUCUAGAUGACUUGGAAGCUGAUGAUUUCGAUGACUUUCAAGACUUUACAGUCCCCUCAACCACAACGGAGGAGCGAAAAGCAUCAGUUUAUUCAGCUUCAUCGGAAGUUGCAGAAGAUCCUACUGAAACUAUCAAAAACUCCGAAGAAGACGAUAAUGAGGACGAGGAUGAUGAUUUUGGAGAAUUCAGUGAAGUUGUUGAAACCAAUGAAGCCAGCAGCAUUCCAUCAAGCAACAGUGGCUUCAAUUUAGCCAACCUUAACGAAAAACUAAAACCAAUUCUUGAUAUGAUGUUUCCUGUUGCCAAUCCAAAUGACCAAAAAGAUGAAGAAGCACCAGAAUAUACUCCAUCAGACUUAAACGACCUAAAUCAACUAACGGCGAUAAACCAAAUUGACACAGCGAAAGCCCUGGAACAUCAAUGGAUCAAUUCAGAAGUGCGACAUUCGUUGAUUAAAUCACUUGGCGUCGAUUCUAGGAAUAUCCUCUAUGGCGAGAAAUGGAAUAGUUCUAUGCCACGAUAUGCGGCCAAUUUGAGUUUUAAUCCCUUGGAGCCAAUGAAAUCUGACAAAUCAACCAAUAAUAGUUCAUCAUCAACCAAUACGACCGAUUAUCGAAAACGUUCAGAUAGUCUAACAUCGACAUCGACAAAAACCGAUGUACCAGCUGUGGAGUUUGAUUGGAAUAGUUCGGGUUUGGUGAAUCCAUUAGAUGCAUCACAAGCACACACUUUACUAUUGGACCUAGACCAACUAGUGGUGGUGGCUAAUCUUGAUAAAAUAAAUCUUGAUUCCUCCUGUUCCUCUCCAUGUUUCGCAACACCGUCACCAUCGUCUUCGUCGUCGUUAAUCUCAACCUCAACUGUACCAACAACCCAAACGGAUGCAACUGUUAUCACUGUAAAACAAUCACAACAUGCUGACGAUUUGCUUGCAAUCGAUGUUCAACAUCAAUCACCAUCGCAAACUAAUGAUCUUAUCACGAUGUCAUCGCCGUCGUCUUUGUCGUCAUCAUCUAUGUUGUUGUUACCACCAAUAUGCAAUUCUAAUGUUUUUGUAACUGGCACGUGUCGCACUAAAAAAUGCUUAAAUGAUUUUGAAAAAUCAAUUAAUGACCAUGUAACCAAUGCUAAUUUUAUUAAUAAUACUACUACUACAACAACUACUAAUAACAUUUUUGCUAACCUUGGAUCCAAUGAUCAUAACUUCAAUCAAUAUUUGGACUUUAGGGUUAAAGAAAUCUUACACGAGAGAACGAUUGAAACGCUUCACACGACGCAGCCUGGGGAAUCUAAUGCACCCACUGACCAGCAAUCGAGUACAACCCUCAAAAGUAAUAACAACAACAUCAAUACCAACAACAACAACGUCUAUGACAGCGACAAAUCACUACGAUGCUUUAUCGACGACGAGGAGACAAUCUCAACCCCAAUUGAAUUUAAGUCGAAUGCGGAUGCACCAGUUGCCAUUUCAACAGCAGCGCCAACAGCAACAACCAUCAUCACAGCCCCAACUACACUAUCAGGCGACUACAUUGAUAUAACCGGGAAUGAAUUUCAAUCCAGUGUACUAGAAACCAAUUUAGACACUAUCACAGCCACAUCACAACAAGUACUUAACCAUAACACAACUCAUGCAGCCAAAUAUCAGGAAAGCCUUAAGACUGAUCUGGAAACAGAAUCACAACACUCUGGCGUUGUGAGCACGUCUACUUAUGCCGGUCCUCUUAAGGAAACUCACAUCUUCACCCCAUCCAAAGGUGAGAAUAUACUCUCUACGACGAGGUCGUCCUCGUCCACCGCACCAAUAAAGACACCACGCACCUCAGAGAGUAAUAAAUGUCCGAUUGAUUUUGAUUAUGAAAUAGCUGCAGCUGGAAUUAUAAUCGAUGAGACGGUUGUGAAGAAAGAGUAUCGGGAUGUUGAAUAUAAUCCUGGUUUUGGAUCAAAAUAUCGUGAAGACACAAUCGAACAUAAUCAUCGUUUAUCGCCAGAAAUCGGACUCUCGAAACACAAUUAUCACAGCAAUGACCUUGUAAAUAGCAGAGAACCUCCAAGAAAUCAACUCGACGAUGCUAGAGUCAUACCAGAUAAGAAUAUUGUUGAAAAGAUUAAACCAAGCGUACCUAAUAGCAACUCUUUUGAUGAUGAAUUUAGCGAUUUCCAAUCUGUUCCGCCACCUGCACCAGUACCAUUAUCAGUACUACCCACCAUUGUACCUUCCACUAUUAUUCCGUCUUCAGUGGUUGCUGAACCAAAAAGCAGUCCUAGUCAUUGGCGAGUUCUAAAAGAAACCGCUGAAGUUUCCUCCUUGAACAGUCGUACGGGAACACCAGUUUCUCUUAAUGACGAAAUGAUUCUCUGUCCAGCGAUUUUACUCCCACAAGCAAUUCAAAUGGAAAGUAAACCGAAAAUCGAAUGGCCUGAGCCAGGAAUUAACCCCGAAGAACUAGCACGCAUUGAAGAACUCUUUCCCCAACCAAAAGGAAGCAGCAAUAAACCAUCACCUAGUCACAGUGGGCGAUCUCAACAGAAUGCUAGCAAUAGAGCUACUCCCCAGUUAAACGCUGAUGACGAUGAUUGGUCUGACUUUGUUUCAGUUCCAGCAGCUGCAACCAAUCACAUCCAGAGCAUUAGCCAGCAAUUUCAAAAGAGACAAGUAUCUCCAGCAAAAUCUGCUUCGGACCCAAACAAUGAUGAUGAAUGGUCAGAUUUCGUAUCAAGUGCACCACCACCCCAAAACAAUAUGCGUCCAUCUGUUUAUCCCCAAUUCAAUAGUGCUUCAUGGCAAAAUGCAAAUUUCUACAACAACCCAAUGAGUGCAUAUGCUUCGCCACCAACAAGUUUCUACUAUCAGCCGCCUGCACCGCAGCAAAAUCUCAGCAAUAAUCUUGUGCCAAAUUUAUCGAACCUCAAUAAUAAUACUGCACAGCCACCAAACAACAAUAUCAUCAAUAACAAUUCAAUCAAUCAGUAUUUGAUUAAUAACCAAGCGAAUCAUUUGAAUCACCAUCAUCAGCAGCAUAUUCAAAUGAUGCGUGAUUUUUCGAGUGCUUCACCCAUGGACGGUGGAUCUUUGUCAUCGACAACACCAUCGAUGCAUCAUCAAUAUUCUUCAAUGCAAUCAGCACCUGGUUAUGGAUAUAGUCGUGGACUACAGCAACAACAGCAGCACCACCAUCCACAGCAGCAUGGAAAAUCCAGUCAAUUUGGUAGUGGAUCAAGUAAGAUCGCUCCUAGUAUAUCUCUAAUUCCAGAUUUAGGUUUUGUUGCACCGGCACACACAAGUUUCAUUAGUGUACCCAAGAAUAGUUUUGCCACGAAGAAAUGACGUUUGUUGAAUUAUGAUCAAGCUAAUGUUGUUGGGGGCGGUGGCGUUAGAAAUGAAUUACUUAGACGCCGUGAUAGCGGUAUAAAUGGUUGUUCUAGUAAUAAUGAUAUUAUCACAUAGGAUUGACCUCGUAAUUUGGUUGUUUGUUUGUUUUUAUUUAUUUAAAUGUUUUUUUUUUUUUUAUUUAAUUUUAUUUUGUCUUCUUUAUUGUAGUUUUAGAUUUAAGGAACAGUUUUUUUUAGCUGUUGGUAGAGAUAUUGAAGGACGACACGGUUUGAUACCGUGCGUAAAUGAUUCCGUCUUAAAUGCCCUUGGCAGUGAGUGAUACGAUUUCUUAGAUCUCUUAUUAAAAAAAAAAACAAAAAGAAAAUAAAAACAUUUUAAUUAAAAAUUAGAAAAAUGAUAAGGUCUAUUUAGAGUCCAUUGCUAAGGAAAUUCUUUUAGAAGAAGAAUUUUCAACUUUUUGAGGAUUCUGUUUUAGUAAUAAAAUUGUUUGUUGUUUAACGUUAGCUAUAUUUUUAAAAUUUUCCAAUUUUUUUUAAUCUAUCGGAAACCAGCUGUCAUACAAUUC